AUGCAACGCAGCGCGACGCUCGCCGCCAUGGCCGCGCUGGUGCGACCAGCCAUCGCCGGCAACCAGAACGACCCGACGCAGCCGACCAAGUCGGGCCUUGGCAUCUGGGUCGAUGCCCACACGCCGGCCGACAUGUACACGAAGCAGAGCUCGCGCGGCGACACGUGGAACCUCGUCAUGAGCGACGAGUUCAACCUCGAUGGCCGCCAGUUUGCAUACGGCAACGACCAUAUCUGGACCGCGCUCGACAUUCCCGAUGGCGUCAACCGCGCGAUGGAGCUCUACAGCUCCAAAAACGUCUACACCGAGGGCGGCUACUUGUACAACCGUGUCGACGAAGGCCCGGUGAACGUGAGCUUUUGGAACUCGUGGUCCGAGACGCCGGGCUACGAGAACAAGACGAUGCACUACACGGCCGGCAUGAUGCAGUCCUGGAACAAGUUUUGCAUCCAAGGCGGUUUUGUCGAAGUGCGCGCGAUGCUACCGGGUGCGAUCAACAAGGAGUCGCUCAACCCCCAUAUUCUUGGCUACAAGUGGGCGCCGCCGCCCAUCAACAAGAUUCCAGUCAACGACAAGGACAAGAUUCCCGACAUUCGCUUCUACCCGACGUGGCCCGGGCUCUGGCUCAUGGGCAACCUUGGCCGCGCGCUCUUCGCGGCCUCGACCAACCGCAUGUGGCCCUGGACGUACGACGAGUGCGACGAGCGGUACGAGACCAACCAGCGCAUCUCGGCGUGCAACAAGAACCCUGGCUACGGCCUCAACCCAAACCAAGGCCGCGGCGCGCCCGAGAUUGACAUCCUCGAAGGCGGUGGCACGGCGAUCUCGUCGUCCGUCCAGAUUGCCCCGGGUAUGCCGGACGAGUACCGCCGCACCAAGCCGAUCCUUAAGCUCGAGAGCGUCACCAACGUCGAUCCCCAAGGGCGCAAGGGCCAGGGCCAUCUCUUUUGCUACUACGACAAGAACUGCCUCACGCCCGGUGCCAACAUGGCCGAUGUUCCGACGGCCGCCUUUGCCUCGCGCGGCCACAAGUCGUGGUACCACGGCCUCCGAUAUGCGGCCAACAACCGGUGCAACCCCGACCCGAAGCUCGUGCAGCAGUACGAGUCGGUCGCCAAGGCCCAGAACGGCACGAUCAUUGACAACCAAUGGGACAUCAAAACCAUUAGCUCGGGCCGCGACCUGCACGCGGACUUGAGCUUGAUGGACGGGAAGGGCCCGCUGCAUUGGGGCAUCAACUACAAGGGCACGUGCUUCCCGAUCUCGAACGGGUACAUUGGCGGGUUUCUCUGCGACCCGGACAACAUGAACCCGAACUGCGAGAACCCGCGCAAGCCUGGCGUGCCCCUCACGCGGCAGAUGGAGACGUUUGCGUAUCAAAUGGACGCGAUCUCGUCCAACUGGGACAUUUCGUUUGAGCACUACAAGAUGUUUUUCAACUACCAGAUCGAAUGGGUCAUGGGUGAAGACGGCUACAUUCGCUGGACGCUCGAUGACGCGCCGAUUUUUGAGAUUCCAGCGUCGUCGAUGACCAACCCGCCCCAAGGCGGUGCCAGCGUCAACCCGAAGAAGCUCAUGAUUGAGGAGCCGUCGUACAUCAUCUUCAACAUUGCCAUGGCGUCGGCGUGGGGGGCCAUGCCACCCAACUACGAAGUCGGGCCGUGCCGCGGCAAUGCGACCAUGCCCGCGGACCCCAACAUUCGCCGCAUCACCGAUAACAUUUGCGACUCGUUCCCGAUGUACAUGGUCAUUGACCACAUUCGCGUCUGGCAAGACACGGCGGUGGGCUCCAAGAUGAGCGUCGGCUGUGACCCUGCGAGCCACCCGACCAAGGAGUUCAUCAAGGCGCACAUUCUCAACUACACGGACCCGCUCAACAAGGACGUCGAGGUCGCGGGUAAAAACACGUGCAUCAACGACGACGACUGCUCGAUCGCCGGCGGGACACCGACGGGCCGAUGCAUCAAGGAGCGUUGCGAGUGCAUUACGCUCUGGGCCGGCCCCCGCUGCACCAAGUACACACCGAACCUCAACAGCGACGAAGAGAAGGAGGCGUCGUUUGGCCCCAAGGUUGUCUACCCUGCGUCGAUUCUCGCUGCCCUCGUCGUCAUUGUCGUGGCCACGACGAUUGUGCGUCGGCGACGCCACGUGGCGGAAAUCCAAGCCGCGAACGCGUUUGCCGAGAUGAAGAGUGCCAAGGCCGCGGCGAUGGCGGCCGAGACGGACGACGACGCGGGCAACAACGCGAGCAACAACCGCCGGUACUAUGGCCCGGCGGCCGCCCAACCGCGCAACCUCGCUUGA
This is a messenger RNA of Saprolegnia parasitica CBS 223.65, 2304 nucleotides long. RefSeq lists its product as hypothetical. The transcript is spliced from 6 exons. Bases 1 to 2304 code for a protein of 767 amino acids. Gene Ontology annotation, biological process: (1->6)-beta-D-glucan biosynthetic process. The record is from RefSeq and is a predicted model, not a curated record. Gene Ontology annotation, cellular component: plasma membrane; endoplasmic reticulum membrane. Lineage: Eukaryota; Oomycota; Saprolegniomycetes; Saprolegniales; Saprolegniaceae. Gene Ontology annotation, molecular function: glucosidase activity.